AUAUUUCAACUUCCUGUUAAGUGUAAACGUAUGGGUUUUAUUUAGCCUAGCGUGUGCGACUCAUCUCUAAGCUAAAAAAAACAAAACAAAUAGGCUGCUCUAUAAAGAUUUAAAAAUGCAAAGCGAUGAUGUUAUAUGGAGCAUAAUCAAUAAGUCUUUUUGCUCAUUUAAAGUAAGAACAAAAAGCCAGAAAUUCUGUAGGAAUGAAUACAGCUUGACAGGUUUGUGCAAUCGUUCAACAUGUCCAUUGGCAAACAGCCAGUAUGCAACAGUCAGGGAAGAAAAUGGUGUGUGUUAUUUGUACAUGAAAACUAUAGAAAGAGCUGCUUUUCCUCGCCGUCUGUGGGAGAAAAUAAAGUUAUCAAGAAGUUAUGCAAAGGCAUUGAAACAAAUUGAUGAGCAUUUAAUAUAUUGGCCAAAGUAUAUGAAGCACAAAUGCAAACAGAGGUUAACCAAAAUAACCCAGUAUCUUAUACGAAUUCGUAAACUCACAUUAAAACGACAGAAACAAUUAGUUCCUUUAAGCAGAAAAGUAGAAAGGAGGGAGUCAAGAAGAGCUGAAAAAGCUUUGAUAGCUGCACAGCUGGACACUGUAUUAGAGAAGAACUUGUUGCAGAGGCUGAAAGAAGGAACAUAUGGCGACAUCUACAACUUCCCUCAAAAAGCAUUUGAUAAAGUGACAGAAGAAGAAGAAAUCUCCAGCGAUGAAGAGGAGUUGGAGGAGGAGGCAGAGGGAGGAGAGUACGAUGAAGAGGAGCUGGAGCUUGAGGAAGAAGAUGAAGAGGGUGUUGGAGACGUUGAGUACGUUGAAGAUUUUGAUGAAAGUGAUGUUUCGGAUAUGGAGGAUAUGAACGGCAAUGAAAAUUCAUCUGAUGAGGACAGCUCAGCAGAGGAUGAAACAGAUGAGAAAAAGAAAGGCAAGAAAAAGGCACCAGCACGCAAGAACAGACCCAAGGUGUUGAUAGAGUACGAGGAGGAUACACCCUCCACCUCCAAGGGGAAACAACUGGCUUUAGCGUGAGGUGGGGAGAUUUGGCCAGACAUGUAAAUUAGCUGUACAUGAAUAAAAAAUAGUUGAAUGUUA
Messenger RNA from Physella acuta, 1084 nucleotides. RefSeq names its product protein MAK16 homolog. Gene Ontology annotation, cellular component: preribosome, large subunit precursor; nucleolus. The record is from RefSeq and is a predicted model, not a curated record. Gene Ontology annotation, biological process: maturation of 5.8S rRNA; maturation of LSU-rRNA. NCBI's taxonomy places the organism in Eukaryota, Metazoa, Mollusca, Gastropoda, Physidae.